This is a messenger RNA of Parnassius mnemosyne (clouded apollo), 6054 nucleotides long. Lineage: Eukaryota; Metazoa; Arthropoda; Insecta; Lepidoptera; Papilionidae. The record is from the annotation of a GenBank genome assembly.
AUGGGCAAUAAACUGUCGUCGUGUUCCUGCGCGCCCAUCCUCCGUAAGGCGUACCGUUACGAGGACAGCCCGUGGCAGAACUCCCGACGUCGUGAUGGUCAUUUAUUAAGACUUUGGGCUGAGGUAUUUCACGUGUCGGCAAGCGGUGCAGGCACAGUAAAAUGGCAGCAGGUAUCGGAGGACCUCGUGCCAGUCAACAUCACCUGCAUACAGGACUCACCCGAAUGCGUGUUUCAUAUCACAGCCUACAACUCGCAAGUCGAUAAGAUCCUCGACGUCAGACUACUACAACCAGGAACCCGGAUAGGACAAGCUUCGGAAUGCUUCGUGUACUGGAAAGAUCCUAUGACGAAUGACACCUGGGGCUUGAACUUUACUUCUCCCAUUGAUGCCAAACAAUUUAGAGAAUGUUGUUCACCAUCGUUCAAAUUCUCGCGGAAGGCCUCUUCAAGCUAUAGCUUAAAAUUAGAACCUCCUGGGAGUAAGCAAAAAUUUAAAACGAAAAGGAAACCAGUAUCCACACCAGCUAGUCCAAACCGUUCAAGCUUAACCUACGGGCGAGAGCCACAAUGUACCUGCAUGACGCAAGAACAAUACACAAGGCUAAGAGCCCAAGAUCCGCGAUAUCGUUCAUCUACUCUACCGCGCACAACCGCUCGCGCCAUGGAAACGGACGCAGCAGAUGCUAGUGGAACAGCAAAUCGUUCCGAGAAGGUCGCUGCAGCAACUUCAUCUACAUCUCUAUACGACAAUGUCACAAAUUCGCAGCCCACAACUCAACAACCGCCUAAACCGGCUGCUCGUCAAACUGAAAGUCAGCCACCGGCACGUCCUCCUAAAUCACAAGAGACUUCUACGAUGACUACAAACACAUCUACAGCACCUAAAACUGUCACUGUUUCAGUUGGUACACAUGGCACUAAUACGAAUGAUGAAACUCAAGGAACUACCGGUGGCGGUACUACUACGCAACAUAGUCAAGACCUUAAAUCCGAGGGUGUUCAAGCUGGCGGAACACUGACUACAUCGAAAUCUUCAUCAACAUCAACACGUUCCGGAAAAGAGCAUCUACAACACAUGCCGAAGAGUGUCGACUACGGUGACGGUAACGAAUCGUCACGUGAGUCUGAUAAACAUACGAUGCACCACCAUAAUGUCAUCAACAAUAAUACUUCAGGAUCGCGUCGAACAAAAUCCAAGAGCACGGAAGACAUGAAUAUGGAUUCUAACACACUUAAACGCAUGCUUAAGCCGAUGCCGUCAACAGAAAGCCCCGUGACAUCUCCAGAAAUGGGCCGCCGACGGUAUGGGGGCACGGGGCCUUGCCCUCCUUCAUGUGGAUCGUAUGGCCACCGAAACUUGCAGCAUAUGCAUGGCCAUGGACAUUAUUCGCACGUGGUUAACAACAAUAGCCGACAGAGCUCACAACGGUAUACUUCAGCUAGCCGUGGCGUCGGCGUGGGUGCUGCACCGAGCGGCUAUCCAGGGCGCGGUCUAUACUUGGAAUUAGGAGGUGGUGAGCGAGAUCUUUCACCACCUUCAGACAACGUAAUGUUUGACAACCAGUGCUACGCCACUACGCCGUCGUCGUCAAACGGAAAUUCUGAUCAAGAGCCGUGUCAGCGUCGCGAUCUGCGACAGCAUCAUCAUGCAUCCCAAUCCAAUACUACACCGGCUCCAGGUUCACCCACCUCACGCCUACUCCUAGAAUACGAGAUGCAUCUUCGCAACACUUUAGCAAAAGGCAUGGAUGCUGAAAGCUACAGCUUGCACACAUUCGAAGCCUUGCUGACUCAAAGCAUGGAAGAUCUAGAAUACAACGAUAAUAUGCCGCCUUCAAAUCAGCGGAGCCCAUAUCCACCACGCAGGCGUCCAGCUUCACAGUGCUCCGGAGGUGGAAGCCGCUCAUCCACCCUACCGAUGCCUCAUCGCCUUGGUGUUGAAAGACAACACAAUGUCAAAUCCGAUCGAGAUGGAUACUACAGCGACCGUAAUGAGCUGAUGCGGGAACGCGAAAGGGAUCGAGAGCGAGGAUAUCUUAGUGAUCACAAUACGAGUUUUGUAAGUGCUUCACGAUGUGCGUCCUGUAUUGGGGAAUCUGCUCGAUCAGCGUGGUAUCGGCACUCGGAUGGCUGGCGGGGCGGCCCGCCUCAAGGCCAUCGUCGCUCUCCUUGGGACUCCCUCCCCAGCUUACGACAAGAAGGCAGCCUCAAUGACUCCGGGUAUAAGAGCAACCGAGCUGACAGUUUCGAACAACGGGGCGUGUUUGAUCGUCAAGACAGCGUCCGUUCGGAAUACACCAGUGAUAGGGAGUCUACACGUUAUGGCAUCGUGCAACAAGCAUCUAUAGACAGCACUGACUCAAGAAUCUGCUAUCUAACUUCGAGUGAGAUAUCGGAUGAUGAUCGCAUGUCGCUGACUACCGCUGUAUCGGACGAAGAGGAACCUGGUGAAAGCGCAAUGAAUUCGCCUUACAAGGGUAAACAGACUGGUGCUGCGGCAGCUUCUUUCAACUGUACUGGAGCUGUGCGAAAAGCAGGAUUUUUGAGCGUGAAAAAGUGGCUACUGCGUAAGAAACACCAGAUCGAGUUGGCUCGGAAACGUGGUUGGAAAGGUUACUGGGUGUGCUUGAAAGGCACUACGCUACUUUUUUACCCCUGCGAUUCACGAGAAGGUCGAUCCGUAGAAGCCGCUCCCAAACACCUUAUUAUAGUCGACGGUGCAAUAAUGCAACCAAUACCGGAACAUCCCAAACGUGACUACAUAUUUUGUCUGAGCACGGCAUUUGGCGACGCUUACCUAUUUCAAGCGCCAUGCCAGGUCGAGCUUGAGAACUGGGUGAAUAGCAUACAUAGUGCAUGCGCUGCAGCGUUCGCCCGACAUCGCGGCAAAACCGGAACACUUCAUUUGCUGCAAGAGGAAAUAUAUCGUCUCGAGAAAGCUAUAGAAUCUGAUCAUAAAUUGAAACACAUGGCGGACCUACAACAAUCGGUAGUCUCGGAUCCUGAAACCAGAGCCCAGCUCGCUGUACAGAUGCUUCAGUGGGAGGAGAACCUGGAGCGCCUUCACUGCGAGCAAUUCCGUCUUCGUUGUUACAUGGCCAGCCUUCAAAGUGGUGAACUACCAAAUCCUAAGUCAUUGCUGACACACGUGUCACGCGGCACAAAGAGCACGCUGAAUAAAUUGGGUGUGUUCACGGUGUCGUCGUUCCAUGCGUUUAUUUGCGCUCGCUCGCCGUCGCUCUUGAACAAUUUGCUGGCAGGGCGUGGCGCCACCAAGCGACGGGCGCCCAACUUAUCACGCUCGAACUCUGGCUCGAGCCGGCGCUCUAUGCAGAUGUCACGUGAAGAAGGCGAGGCAGCGGUGAGAGUUUCCCUACCGGAGGGUACAACCGCCACGGUCGGGGUCCGAGAAGGCAUGUCCGUCGAAGAGUUCCUUGCAGCGGCAUGCGCUCGUCGUUCCCUCAAUGCUUUGGAACAUUUCGUGCGUGUUAAAAAACGCCGGGACAUGGAGGACCAUAACUAUUUUGUCCCUCACCGAAGUGAUCUCAUUGAAACUUAUUUACACACACAUGAAGUAGUUGAAGUGUGUGCCAAGAUCCUAUACCAAGUAGAAUUGCAACGGAACACGCUAGAGCAGAUGUGGGGAUUCAGCGUUGAAGCAGAGCUCAUAGAAAAUGCGGAAAGGCAAGAUGAGCUUUGUUGCUACGUUAGUCGCGUCGAAGAUAAGAGCGUCGCUAUGCAAAACGGAAUAAUCAAAGGCGACGAGAUAAUGGUGAUCAACGGAGCGAUAGUAUCUGACCUAGAUAUGAUGUACUUGGAGAGUGUAUUGCAGGAGGAACUUUCUCUUGUCAUGAUGAUGAGAUCGUCACGGACGGAACCACCGGAGCUGAGCGGCAUGAUGCGCGCAGCGACUGAUGAUAUUAUUGAUUCCCUAGUGUGCCCACCGCCGCCUAGUGAACCGCCCGUCAUCUCCGAUGACAUGAUUUCCGGCCUCAUCGUACCUGCACCGGCCUGGAGUAAAGAACUGUACAGUCCCGAAACUGAUGCACAUGGCGGUGACGCUGCGAAUACUGGUCCUCCAAAAGUUAGUUCCAGGACUAACUCUUUCGAGAUCGAAAACCUUCUAAAGAGCGCAGAACAAGUGACGGGUUGGUGCCGGUCUCCGUCGGACACGCGCCGCGGAAGCCCCACAGGUAGCCUCGCUAGUGCCGCUGCUGGUACACCCUCACGACAUCUAUCAGAUGCUGACAAACUGCGAAAGGUGCUCCUGGAACUCGUUGACACAGAACGAGCUUAUGUCAAGCACCUUAACAAUUUAUUAGAAAACUAUUUGGAGCCUUUGAAGAAGGAAACUUUUUUAUCAAAUGCCGAGAUCAAUGCUCUGUUUGGAAACAUACAAGAAAUCGUUACUUUCCAAAGGCAAUUCUUGCAAAAUCUUGAGGAAGCCCUAGAAGCUGAGCCGAACUUUCAUCAUUUCGAAAUUUCAAAUCAGUUCAAGAAUGUACUCUUUGCUGUUGGAAACGCUUUCCUCUAUUACGUCAACCAUUUCAAAUUAUACAGUUCGUUCUGCGCUAGUCACAGUAAAGCACAGAAAGUUCUACAUCCAAAUGAAGGCAAUCAAGCAUUACAAGAAUUCCUAGCGGCGCGUAAUCCCAAGCAACAACAUUCAUCGACGUUGGAAUCAUACUUAAUCAAGCCGAUUCAGCGCAUACUCAAGUAUCCAUUACUGCUGCAACAAUUGCGAAAUUUAACUGAUGUAAAUUCCGAAGAACACCUCCAUUUAGUGGAGGCGUUGAAAGGUAUGGAAAAGGUGGCUGAACACAUAAAUGAAAUGCAACGAAUCCAUGAAGAAUAUGGUGCUAUAUUCGAUCACUUAUUUAGGCAACAUCAAAAAUCUUGCAAGCAACCUAUAGAUCUAAGCCCAGGUGAUUUGUUGUACUACGGUGGUGUAGAGUGGUUAAAUAUUUCAGACUUCUUAGGAAAAAUUAAAAAAGGGUUAGAAUUACAUGCUAUGUGUUUUGUAUUUAAAUCUGCUGUGGUCUUCCUAUGCAAAGAAAGACUGAGACAAAAGAAAAAAUUAAUGGGUGUAUCAUCGAAGAACAAUUCGAACGAGGUAGAAAUAAUAAGAUAUCAAGUUCUUAUACCGGUGACAGAGGUUCAAGUGCGUGCUUCUUCGGCUAAAGACAUGGACAGUCACUUCCUCUGGGAAUUAAUACACCUGCGAAGUCAACUGCAGCGUCGCUCGGAAAAAGUCUAUGUACUGUCAAACAGCACUGCAGACUUCCGCAACGCUUUCCUGAAGACAAUUCGGCAGAUCAUCCGCGAGUCGGUGCGCAACAUGUCGCUGCCGAGCACGCGGCCCGCGCCGGCGCCUCCCCGCGCCCCGCACACUCUAGACCGAGAUCGCUCCAAACAUCAGGUGCACGUCAUGCAAGGCUCACAAACUCUUGGAAAAACAAAGAAACCUAAGACUACUGGACAGCGUUUAUCAGCCGGAAAUAUUGAAGUUGGUGACUUAUCGCGAGAGAAUUCUCAAGACGCCGAGGAACCCCCACAAGAUGUAUCUUCUGACGAGCCUACCUUCAGAUCACGAAGCAAAACAGUUGGUGACUCGUCCGAUAGCAGCAGCAAGAGAGCAUUGCCACCAGCUCCGCCACCAACAGACACUGAUAAGUCUGACCCAGGGUCUAAAUCGGAAGGCGAAGAGGAACCACCGCAGCCGCCUGCCAAGAGAGGGUUAGGCAGAACUCCUAACCACCUCACGCUAAGCACAACUUCAACUUUAAGCGCUGGUAGCACAGGAAGUCAGGCAAGAUUAAUUCAGUCAUCACACCAACCAACUCAGUACCAGCCCACUAUGGUGAAAGAAUUAGGAUCGCCCGUGUGGAAACCGCGCGACAUGAUGAGCGAGGCGGGCGCGGGCGCCGGCUCGGCCGCCGCGCCGUCCGCGCCGUCCGCGCCCACCACGCUGCCGCGCUCGCAGCGCCCCGCGCCGCGCGCCCACCACCUCUCGGCCAGCCGCAAGUCGCUCGCCCCGGACCAUCGCCACUAA